This is a messenger RNA of Porites lobata, 3840 nucleotides long. NCBI's taxonomy places the organism in Eukaryota, Metazoa, Cnidaria, Anthozoa, Scleractinia, Poritidae. The record is from the annotation of a GenBank genome assembly.
AUGACAGCUGGAAUGAUCAAAGUACCGAGUAUAAUGCCCUUGCGAGUUCCGCUCGGAGGAACCGGCAGAAAAAACAUGAUCGACACUCAUACUCCCAUAGAACUUCGAUCAGAAACACCAGACACUUUGAUCUACUACACGAUUAAUGGAAUGAAGCCCGAACCUUUCAAGCAGAUAGGGAUCAAGUGCACUUACAAGUACAACCGACCGUUUGUUUUGGGUCCGGGAAAGCGAACGGUAAAGGCAAUGGCAACAUCGAGUGAUGGCACAAGAGAAAGCUCCAUCGUCACGAAAACAUUUCUGGUUGAAGAGCCGGAGGGGAAAGAUGAGCUGGCAGAUGAUGUUUCUGAACUUCAACAAAGCAUGUCUUCAUCUACUGGGAAUUUAAGGGAGUCAUCUGGCACUUUGCUUGGACAGAUCCUUGAGAAUACCAAAGGGUCAAAGCUAAAAACUUCGGAGGCAUGGGGAACUGAGGGGGGUUCUAAACGAUUUCUCACGUCAACGCCUGACAACUGGGAAGAAGUAAAAGGCUCAAGUUUCCGAAAGCCAAGGAGUGAGCCUAGAUUUACAACGUCACGGUUUGGAUCAAAUCAGGCAACGAUAGGGACAAUGGAUCGGUCACCUUCUGAAGUUGACGGGGAAUUGAGGGACAGACGUGGUCCCGAGAACAGAGUUCAAGUUAGCAAGAUUCAGCAGCAGACAGAUUUUUUAAAAUGCAUCUACUGUCUAGCACCCAGACCAUCUGACCCUUAUGCAAAGUUUUGUUCUGAAUGCGGCUCUCCCAUUCCUCCGUUGCCAUCAUCCCGACUCCCUCCACCAGAGGGUGGACAGCUUGGAAUGUGUGUCUCCUGUCACUCAUUAGUUCCAUUAAAUACACCCACUUGUAUCAUCUGUGAGGCACCCAUCUCACCACAGCGUCAACCACAGGCAACCAAGAAAUUAGCGCAUAAGUUAAUGUGUUCAGUAUGUGGCACAGGAAACCCACCUGACUUGAAAGUUUGUGUCACCUGUGAAUCAAGGCUUCCCUAUAACGCCAAGCAAAUAUUUACUGGCACUAGUGCACCCCCAAGACCAAAGGACUCCAUUAGUAGCAUCAUGACAUGUUCCAAGUGCUCUCGGGUAAACAGCAGCGAUGCACGCUUUUGCGACUGGUGCGGAUCAAAACCACAGCCUUACCAAAGCCCUCUGAUAUGCUCUCAAUGCCAGGCUUCAAACAGCGCAUUUGCAAAGUUCUGUAAUACCUGUGGAUGUGGCAUAGAACCCCCUCCAAGAAUUUCAAGGCAAAGUUCUGGAAGUGUGAUUGGAACUAUAGUUGAGAGAAGCAGCAUUGAUGAUACGCGAGGAAGAUCAGAAAGUGCAACUUGGUUGCCUGUCUCCAUUCCUUCAACCCCAGCUGAGACAGCAGAUAAAGGUAUAUUACAGUCGAACCCCCAUGUGUGACCACCUCUUGUAAGCGACCACCUCCCAUGAGCGACCACCAAGCAAGCUGUAAAACUGAAUUUCUUUGCACCCUGAGGUCCCAACUAAGUUAAAAAUUGCAGUGACACCAAUACCAACAAUAUUUCACAGAAAAAUGGCUAAGCCAAAUGUCUGGAAAUUGAAAACAACAAUGUGGUACGAUAAAAUAAUAGUGUUCUUAUUAUUUUCUGUAUUUUUUCAUGUCCAUUUGUAUUUUUGCUGUGCAUGAAUUCAUGUGAUGACAUGCUUGUCAAAUAUGUUCCCUGUAAAAUGCGGAUACAUGUUUUGGCAGCCCAGUUUGGUGCAUUUCACCUCGUUGAUUGAUGAACAGAAAUGGCUUUUGAUAUUAAAGUUUGUAAAGCAGUGAAAAACGAUUUUAAUAGGGAGUUUAAGAAAAGGCGGCAGUGGAUUUGUUGCUUUCUUGGAUAGUGAAUUUGCCCAAAAUUUCAGACAAAUCGUUUCUCUGAGAGUAAAGAGACUUCAACAAAGUUCAAAUUAAUUUGUAAGCAUCAAGAUAAUUUAAAAGAAAAAAAUGCCUCACUUCCGGUUGAUGUACAACACUCAAACACUCCCUUUCUUAAGCUCCCUAAUGUCUCUGUUUUUGUUUCGUCUUUCCCCAGCUACCUCUACGGUAGGAUUAUUCUACCCCUCUGCAACCAGCAUCCAGUCACAGUUUGAACUAGAAGCCCAGGAACGGAGUCGGCUCGAGGCUUCAAGAGACAGAAGGCCAGCACUAGCUGCUGUAAGUCCCGGUAAGGGUUUCUGGCGGCAACAGAUGGACCAUGUCUGCUCUCAUAUUCGCGCACAUGCUCAAAACAAUCCAGAUUUCAGGUCUACCAUAGGUGAGCCAAGGCUGGGGAAGAUAAUAACCGCUACAGUUCACGAAGACUUGAAUGGAGAAGAGGUCACAUUGACCGUGACCUUCGCGCGGAGGGAUGGUAAAGAAAUGUGGAAGGAGAAAUCUAAAGCCCUCUCUUCCAGUUUGAGGGCAUUGAAUCUCUCUGGAAGCAGGGAUGACUUGCAAGGGAGCAGGAGACAGACUCAAAAUGGUUUGAAAACCACAGCAAAGGGAAAGAAGCAGAAAAGAAAGGGAAAAGACAGCUAUAAAGAAAAACUAAGUGAAGAGGAUAAGUCACUGUUAAAAGAGAUUGGAGCGAAAGGUACUUAGUUUAGUAUACUGUAUUUACUCAAAUAAGCGCCACCCUCGAAUAGUCUUACCUUUCUUCCUCACCCCUUCCCCGCUCUUUCUGUCGCGCCAUUUUUUGCGCGGUCUUUGAUUCUCGUUCCUCGUUCUUUGCUCCGAAACCGCCCGGAAACGCUGGCUACUCAGGCUAAACUAUUAUCGUGCACGACCACCCCCUGUCUUCCCCCGUAAGCGACCACCAACUCUUCGCAUUUUGGGUAGUCGCUCACGGGAUGUUCUACUGUGUUUACAACGUAGGAAUGUUUAUGUAAACGUAAAUUCUGCAAAAUAGGACUUUUAGACCGAAGUUUCAUCAACAUAUAAGAUUCUAAAAAUGCCGGUUAUGCCCAGCCUAGUUUGUGCAUCCUAGGUCGUUUACCAGGACCACCAGAAAACACCAUUUCUUGUGAAAGCAUUCCACAAAAUGCAGGCCCUUGUAAGCUAUUCAAUUUCGGCCAAAAGAUGUACAAAUACGCGGCAACAUAAGAGAAAUAAACGAUCUAAGUGAUUAUUUCUUGUCUAAUUUUUCUUUUAGGGGAAGGAAGAGAAGACGAAGUGCAGAGAUUGCUUGACGAAGGAGCAAAUCCUGAGUGUGUGUCAGCCGAUGGGAAUCCGGCUAUCAUUAUUGCAACUGUCAACAAGCACUCAGACUGUCUUCCGUUAUUGGUAAACGCAGGCGCUAAACUGAAUGCCAAAAAUAUGACCAAAGGAAAUACUGCUUUACAUGAAGCAGUGCUCCUUGGCGCAGGUGGACUGAAGUGUGUUGAUGCUUUGCUAGGGCUGGGAGCGCGUACCAAUGUGGCAAAUGACGCAGGACAGACAGCGUAUGACCUGGCGAUGUCAUCGGGUCUGGACAGUGUAGCUCAGAGAUUCACUUCCAGUGUGGGAGAUGAAAUGCUGCAGAAACUUACCAAGCCGAAGAAAGUGAGAUCUAUAGAUGAAGAUUUCUAGUAGGAAUAUUCAAGGGAAUUUAUAAGUUUCUUUAAGUUGUCUCUGAGUAUUUUGUUUCGCUUUUUUUUUCAAGCAAAAAUACGGGAAACGAAAGCUACAGAGUACGUUUUUUUUUUUUUUGAAAAAAUGCUCAGCCCUCAGAAUGGGCGUUUAUUUUGUGCGUUUAGGUGAGCCAAGGCACAGGGGACAUGCGGCACAAGACACGCGGAGGAAGGGGCGCGGGAAAAAAACGCGUCUUUCCAAACCAC